Messenger RNA from Scleropages formosus (Asian bonytongue), 1319 nucleotides. RefSeq names its product ornithine transcarbamylase (gene otc). The coding region runs from base 77 to 1183 and encodes 368 amino acids. Gene Ontology annotation, molecular function: amino acid binding; ornithine carbamoyltransferase activity. NCBI's taxonomy places the organism in Eukaryota, Metazoa, Chordata, Actinopteri, Osteoglossiformes, Osteoglossidae. Gene Ontology annotation, cellular component: mitochondrion. Gene Ontology annotation, biological process: L-citrulline biosynthetic process. The transcript is spliced from 10 exons. The record is from RefSeq and is a predicted model, not a curated record.
UGACACGCUGAGAUUGGAAUCGCAUUACUUCGUGUUAUGAGCCUAUCUUCCUCACGUGGGAAGUUCGCGUAAUCUUAUGAAAGGACCUCAUGUGUUGAAUUGUUUAGUACAAUCACACACAAUGUUCUCCGUCAAGAAUUCGGUUUCUUGCACACUAAAGACUUUACAGCGCAACCAACACGUACGUCAUUUCAGCGGGGCGCGCGCCCUCUCGCGCGCCGUGCAGCUCGCGGGCCGCAGUCUGCUGACGCUGAAAGAUUUCCAGUCGGACGAAGUCAAGCAUCUUCUGUGGACAUCGCACGAUCUGAAAAAGAGGAUUAAACAUGACGGACAGUAUCUUCCUCUUCUCCAAGGGAAGUCCAUUGCCAUGAUCUUUGAGAAGAGGAGCACGAGAACACGCAUGUCCACAGAAACAGGGUUUGCCCUGCUGGGAGGCCACCCCUGCUUUCUGACUUCACAGGAUAUUCACCUGGGAGUCAACGAGAACACCAGGGACACAGCCAGGGUCUUGUCUGGACUGACCGACCUCAUCCUGGCUCGUGUGUACAGCCAUUCUACCCUGGAGGAACUGGUGAAGGAAGCAUCUAUUCCUGUCAUCAAUGGCCUCUCUGAUCUUUAUCACCCAAUCCAGAUAUUAGCUGACUUCCUCACCUUGCAGGAGCAUUAUGGCUCUUUGAGUGGCCUCACAGUGUCCUGGAUUGGUGACGGGAACAACGUGCUCCACUCCUUCAUGACGACUGCUGCCAAACUGGGUGUCCAUCUGAGGAUCGCCACUCCAAAAGGAUAUGAACCUAAUGCCGAUGUUCUUCGAGAGGCUGAAAAACUUUCAGAACAGUUUGGAACCAGCCUCUUCCUGACCAGCAACCCUGUUGAGGCAGCUUGCGGCAGUAAUGUCCUCGUCACCGACACUUGGGUCAGUAUGGGCCAGGAGGAGGAAAAGAAGCAGAGGCUGAAGGAUUUCCAUGGUUACCAAAUCACUUUGCAGACAGGAAGUGUGGCAUCACCAGACUGGACCUUCCUGCACUGUCUGCCCCGCAAACCGGAGGAGGUGGACGACCAGGUGUUCUACUCGCACCGAUCUCUGGUUUUCCCAGAGGCAGAGAAUCGAAAAUGGACCAUUAUGGGCUUGAUGGUGUCUCUGCUCACAGACUACACCCCACAAACACCAAUGCCAAAAUUCUGAAGCCCGCAUGGCUUUCAGAAUACAGUCUCCAUUAUGUUAGAAACUUAUCAUUUCCAAGAGACAAAUUAUUUUUGCCCUGUUUUGCCUUUUAAAUGUUGGACUCAGAUGUUAAUAAAUUCAGAUUGUCGUUUCUAAA